Molecule: messenger RNA, 2730 nt
Organism: Rana temporaria (common frog)
Lineage: Eukaryota; Metazoa; Chordata; Amphibia; Anura; Ranidae
Exons: 5
Coding region: 1-2730 (909 amino acids)
Source: RefSeq, a predicted model, not a curated record
AUGGCGCUGAUCGCAGCCAAAAGCCCAGAGGACAGUUCAUCUAACCUUCGGCAAACCUCGGGAACGGAGUCAUUCCGAGACCAAACUCAGUCUUCACCCAACCCCAACACCAGACCCAGCUCAGUCUUCACCCAACCCCAACACCAGACCCAGCUCAGUCUUCACCCAACCCCAACACCAAACCCAGCUCAGUCUUCACCCAACCCCAACACCAGACCCAGCUCAGUCUUCACCCAACCCCAACACCAGACCCAGCUCAGUCUUCACCCAACCCCAACACCAGACCCAGCUCAGUCUUCACCCAACCCCAACACCAGACCCAGCUCAGUCUUCACCCAACCCCAACACCAGACCCAGCUCAGUCUUCACCCAACCCCAACACCAGACCCAGCUCAGUCUUCACCCAACCCCAACACCAAACCCAGCUCAGUCUUCACCCAACCCCAACACCAGACCCAGCUCAGUCUUCACCCAACCCCAACACCAGACCCAGCUCAGUCUUCACCCAACACCAGACCUAGCUCAGCCUUCACCAAACCUCAUACCCAGUUCUUCACCCAUUCCCAAUUUCAGAUCCAGCUUUGUCUUCACCUAACCUCAACACCACACCUUGCUCAGGCCUCAAACAACCCCAACAUCAGACCCAGCUCAGUCUUCACCCAACCCCAACACCAGAUCCAACUCAGUCUUAACCCAACCCCACACACAGACCCUACUCAGUCUUCAUCCAACCCCACACUGGACCCAACUCAGUCUUCACCCAACCCAACUCUGGACCCAACUCAGUCUUCACCCAGCCUCAACACCAGACCAAACUCAGUCUUCACCCAACCGCAACACGAGACCCAGCUUAGUCUUCACCCAACCCCAACACCAGAUCCGGCUCAGCCUUCACCCAACCUCAGACCCAGCUCAGUCUUCACCCAACACCAGACCUAUCUCAGCCCUCACCAAACCUCAUACCCAGCUCAGUCUUCACCCAACCCCAACAUCAGACCCAGCUCAGUUUUCACCCAACCCCAACAUCAGACCCAGCUUAGUUUUCACCCAACCUCAACACCCAACAGACAUAUAAGGUCAAUGAUGUCACAAGCAUUCUGUCUCUCUUCUCAAGAACACCAACAACAACAACACAAACAAGAACACCAACACCACCAAAAAAAAAAAACGAACACCAACAAAAUUACCAACAACAGCAAGAACACCACAAACAAGAACACCACCAACGACAACAAAAACAAGAACACCAACAACAAGAACGCCAACAACAACAACACAAACAAGAACACCAACACCACCAACAAAAAAACUAACACCAACAAGAUUACCAACAACAGCAAGAACACCACAAACAACAAGAACACCAUAAACAAAAACACCAACGACAACACAAACAAGAACACCAACACCACCAACAAAAAAACUAACACCAACAAGAUUACCGACAACAGCAAGAACACCACAAACAAGAACACCACCAACAACAAGAACACCAACGACAACACAAACAAGAACACCAACAACAAGAACGCCAACAACAAAAACAACAACACAAACAAGAACAACACGAACGACAACACAAACAAGAACACCAACAACAAGAACGCCAACAACAACAACACAAACAAGAACACCAACAACAACAAAACUAACACCAACAAAAUUACCAACAACAGCAAGAACACCACAAACAAGAACACCAACGACAACACAAACAAGAACACCAACAACAAGAACGCCAACAACAACAACAACACAAACAAGAACACCAACACCACCAACAAAAAAACUAACACCAACAAGAUUACCAACAACAGCAAGAUCACCACAAACAAGAACACCACCAACAACAAGAACACCAACGACAACACAAACAAGAACACCAACAACAAGAACGCCAACAACAACAACAACACAAACAAGAACACCAACACCACCAACAAAAAAACUAACACCAACAAGAUUACCAACAACAGCAAGAUCACCACAAACAAGAACACCACCAACAACAAGAACACCAACGACAACACAAACAAGAACACCAACAACAAGAACGCCAACAACAACACCAACAACAAAACUAACACCAACAAGAUUACCAAUAACAGCAAGAACACCACAAACAAGAACACCACCAACAACAAGAACACCAACGACAACACAAACAAGAACGCCAACAACAACAAAAACAAGAACACCAACAUCACCAACAACAAGAACACCAACAACAAACACAAACAAGAACACCAACAACAAGAACGCCAACAACACCACAAAGAAGAACACCAACAACACAAACAAGAACACCAAACAACAACACAAACACCAAAAAACACCAACAACAAUACUAACGAGAACUACACAAACAACAUCAACAAUAAGAACACAAACAAGAACACCAACAAUAACACAAACAAGAACACCAACACCACAAAAAAAGAACAAGAACAUCACCAACAACACAAACAAGAACACCACCAACAACAAGAACAACAACACAACACAAACCAGAACACCAACAAGACAAACAAGAACACCAAGAACACCACAAACAAGUACACCACCAACAACAAGACAAACAACAACACCAACAACAAUACAAACACGAACAACAACAAAAGCAACACAAACCAGAACACCAACAGUAACAAGAAAAACAAAAAUACAAACAAGAACACCACAAACAACACCAACAACAAGAACACAGAUAAGAACAUCAAAACCAGCUAG